AAACUGCACACGAGUGUUCUCAUCUCUAAAUCGGCUCACCUUUGUCCGACCAUAGCACGGCACCGGUUUCUUAUUCUGUCGAUCGCCGUCAAAUCUCCGGUGUACGGUCAGGCUCUGCUCUCCGCUGCUGCUAAUUCGCUUUCAAUUGACGUUCUCUUAUCAAUUACAUCAGAAGUUGUCAAAUAUCUGGCUAUAGAGAUCCUGGAUCUUGUGAUCAUUGCGUUUUUCAUGGGUGUAGAGGGUAAUGAACCACCCACAAAACGUUUGAAGGUUUCUUCUAGAGCAUCAGUUAGAGAUCAAGAAAGUUGUUCAGUAAGUCACUCAAUGGCUCGCCUAUUAGCAUCUCAGGAGGAGGAUGAGGUUGUUGGUUCAAGAGGUGUCAUUAAGAAAGUAGAACUUGUUCGGAUUAUAACUGAAGCAUUGUAUUCUCUUGGGUUUUCAAAGUCAGGGGCAUGCCUUGAGGAAGAAUCAGGAAUACCUUUGCACUCUACUAAGGUAGAUAUAUUUGUGCAGCAGAUUCUUGAUGGUAAAUGGGAUGACAGUGUCAUGACAUUGCAUGAAAUUGAUCGAAUGGAUGAGUGUGUAGUUAAGCUGGCAUCGUUCACAAUAUUGGAGCAGAAAUUUUUUGAGCUUUUGGAUGGAGGAAAAGUCCUGGAUGCUUUGAAGACUCUUAGGACCGAGAUUGCACCCAUUUCUGAUAAUAAUGGCUAUAGAGUCCGAGAGCUUUCCUAUUACAUGGUGUCUCCAUCCCAGAAUUCACUUGAAAAGGCUGAUCGAGAAUCAAGACUCAAAUCUCGUAGAAAAUUACUGGAGGAACUGCAAAAGUUGCUUCCUCCAACUGUAAUAAUUCCAGAAAACAGAUUGGUGCAUCUUGUUGAAAAGGCUAUUGACUUGCAGAAAGAUGCUUGUAGGUUUCACAACUCCACAGUUGGAGACAUAUCAUUGCUCACAGAUCAUCACUGUGGAAGGGACCAGAUUCCAUGUCAAACAUUGCAGGAACAUAGCAAUGAAGUCUGGUUCUUGCAAUUCUCACACAACGGGAAAUAUUUAGCUUCAUCAUCAAGUGAUUGUCUAGUGAUUAUAUGGGAGGUUAAGGAUGACAGCCAAGUUUCAGUUAGACACAGAUUAAUUGGUCACCAGAAACCGGUCUCGUAUAUCUCAUGGAGCCUCGAUGAUCAUCAAAUCCUUUCAUGUGGAUUUGAGGAGACCAUUAGACGGUGGGAUAUUGCCUCUGGUGAAUGCCUUCAGAUAUAUGAAAAAAGUGGUCUUGGCUUUGUCUCUUGCGGCUGGGGUGUGGAUGGGAAUAGUAUAUUUUCUGGUGUUACUGAUAAGAGCAUCAGCAUGUGGGAUCUCGAAGGAAAAGAAUUAGAAUGCUGGAAAGGGCAGAAGUCUGUUAGGAUUACUGACCUGGGGAUCUCUAGUGAUGGGAAAGAGCUUGUCACGGUUUGCAAAGACACCACGAUACUGUUAUUCAAUUGGGAGACAGUGACCGAGAAAUUCAUUGAAGAAAGUCAAACAAUAACGUCAUUUGUACUUUCUAGGGAUAGAAAGCUUUUGCUUGUUAGCUUAUGGAAUGAAGAACUUCAUCUUUGGGACAUCGAUGGCUGCCCCAGGCUGGUAUCUAAGUAUAAAGGCCACAAGCGUUCACGUUUUGUCGUGCGGUCUUGUUUUGGUGGGCUGGAACAAGCUUUUAUUGCGAGUGGAAGUGAGGACUCACAGGUUUACAUAUGGCACAGACCCUCGGGAGAGCUCAUCAUGACUUUGGCCGGGCAUUCUGGUGCCGUAAACUGUGUCAGCUGGAAUCCAGCUAAUCCACAUAUGCUUGCCUCAGCAAGCGACGAUCGAACUAUACGGAUAUGGGGACUGAACAAGGUAAACUUGAACUGUAACGGGAGGAAUGAUAAUACUGUUCACUACUGCAAUGGCAAAAGUUGAACUUUGGAACAUAAAACGAAGAAAAAAAAAAUUUGUAAAGUCGAGUGUUUCUAUGUAAAUUCUUCUGCUUCAGUGUUUUAAGCUAACGUUUGUAUCAACAAAGUGUACGCGAAAGUGUAACCACUAAUAACAAAUCAUGCAUGUCCCAUUUCUUCUGUGAUAUAGUGGUGGUGUUUGUUGGUUAUUCUUUCAUUUCGAGGCUUAUGAUCAUCGGGG
Striga asiatica is the source of this 2151-nucleotide messenger RNA. The record is from the annotation of a GenBank genome assembly. NCBI's taxonomy places the organism in Eukaryota, Viridiplantae, Streptophyta, Magnoliopsida, Lamiales, Orobanchaceae.